AAAAUAUUGCCAACAACUGCUCUUCGUUGUCGACCAGCCUGCUAGAAAUAGCAGCCAAAUUUCUCUCAAGCUACACUCAACCAUUUUGGCUUGUUUUAGGGCUAAACACCAACAACUAUUAGCAAAGAUUAGUCUAUUACCACAUUAGCACAACAUCAUGAGCUGGGAGAAUCUGGAUACAUUAGUUUACUAUCUUCCAUACAAAAGAUUGUUAUAAAGAAAGACAACCAUGGUGAGUUUACACAAGUUAAAAGUUACCACUUAGCAUGCCCAAUGCCGAUUCAGCAUUUUUCGGCUGUCCAUCCUCAACUAAUUUGCAAAUGGCACAAGAGCAACAGUUUCAUUCUCCCCCGUCGACAUUCGUCUCAAUGGUUACAACAAUGGGCCAGACGAAGCAAUCUGCGCUCCAGGUUAAGAAAGAUUGGAAUUGUCUUGGGUGGAGUUCUAAUGUGUGGGUCAGCAGUUUACCUCGAGGUUAAGAUGUUAGAUGAAAACCUGCCCUCCUUCAAUAACGUCUCUAAUAUGGAUCGUAGAUCUGAAUCAAAAUUUUCUCAAAGUUUCUCACGUAUCGUUGACCUAAACACUGGCCCAGUAAAAGUAAAACCAAGAAGUGAUAAGCUAGCUGCUAUUCUACCCUGGCUUAUGUCGCAGACCAAUGACCACUGGAAUCUUCUGAAACUGGCACAGUCAGAGAGUCGCCUUGCUCGAAUUGUUGGAGUCAAGAGACUUGUUCAAAGGAGUUGGGAAGACUAUGAAUACCGAGAGAUACGGCAAGCAGCUGACUACCGAACUUUCAUUGGUCUUGCACGGUCAGAAAAUGCUGAUAUGCGGUUUUUCAGAAAGCCUCCUCAGAUUACCGAUACAAAGAAGGAACUGUUAACAGAAUUACGAGAAUUGCUAGCAAGUCUUCCGGUGACAGAAGAUCCAUGUGUUGGAUACUUCACUUCUGCAGGUCUUCAAAAAAAAGAAACUAGAGAUUUAGGGAGAUUGUUCUGGAAUCUAGAAAAUGCUGACAGUGUUGAAGAUUUGAAUAAAGAUAAUGCUGCUAACUCAGAGUUGAGCAUCUUAGAAAGUCUUCUGGAGGCCAUAUUGAGACAGUCAGUGAUUGGCAAUAACACAGUGGAAAUAGUACAGAAAGGUGGACUGGCUCUUUUACGAAGAUCUCUGUUGAGUUACCCAGGCAACGUCCAUCUGCAGCAACUCUGUGCCCGUAUUCUUGGUAACCUUGCCUUACUGCCAGAAACCCAUGAACGUAUUGUCCAAAGUGGGUGGGUGAGUAUCCUUGUGAAAUGGUUGAAAUCUGUGGAUAUAGAUGUUUGCCUCAACACAGCACGUGCCUUAGCCAACAUGGACAUUGACAGUGCCUCAGCCAUGUACCAUGAUGGUAUUUAUGUCCUCCAUCCUAUAUACAGAUCCAAGGAACCUAUAUAUGCAGAUGUUGUGUUUGUUCAUGGUUUACUUGGAGGUCCAUUUAAAACGUGGCGACAAGGAGGUUCUGACCAGAAAGAUAUUGCCGAACUGGAAGAGUCAAUAUCUCAAGGUCUCUAUACUCGAUGCUGGCCAAAGAGCUGGUUACCUCAAGAUUGCCCACAUAUUCGGGUUCUUACAGUCGAAUAUGAUACCUAUCUCAGUGAACUAUCAGCCAUAUGUCCAUUCGACAGGGAAAAACGGUCAUUAUUCGUUCGAGCCAAGCUAAUUCUUCAAAAGUUGCGCAAAGCUGGAAUUGGUGAGCGACCCAUUAUCUGGAUCGGACACUCUAUGGGGGGUCUUUUGAUAAAACAGAUGUUGCUACUGGAUGAACUGAUGGAGAGAAAAGUUGUGAAAAAUAGUAAGGGUAUUGUAUUUUAUAGUGUCCCACAUCGUGGUUCCACCUUAGCAACAUUAUGGAAACAAGCCUGGUUUUUGUUGUAUCCUUCUAUUGAGGUUAAAGAACUCGACCCAGAUUCUUUGUUUCUUAGAACACUUCAUAAGAACUUUCAGGAACUGAUCGUUUCAAGUGAAAUAAAAUGUGUUAGUUUUGGUGAGUUACAAAAGACACCUCUAGGCAUGCGCUUUCAAGCACUCAUUGUUCCUCCUCACUCAAGUGAUCCUGGAUUUGGAAUGUAUUAUGGAAUUGAAGCUAAUCAUGUAACUAUUUGCAAGCCAAUUGACCCCCAGUCCUUAUUAUAUGCUGUAACACUGAAGUGUGUGCAACAUUGGGCUAAUCAGAAAUUAGUAGAUAGUGUAAUGGAAGCAGGACUUUCAAUCGAAGACCAGCUGGUUGGAAUAUUCUGAGAUAUGCAUUCACGCACACUCUGGCACUCCAUCUGUUACGAUAACGGGGGUUCCAGUCAAAUCCGUUCAACAGAACAGCCUCCUCAUGAAAUUAACAUGCAAGUGGCUGAGCAUUCCACAGAUACGCGUACCCUUAACAUAGUUCUCAGGGAGAUUCAGCUUGACACAAAAUGUGACAAAGAUGGCCCUUUGAAUACACACACACACACAGACAAACACACGUGUGCACAUGCUUGUAUUAACAGUGUAAUAUUUGUAAUCAAUACUUUGAAAUUAAAGGUUACAAUGAACAUCUUGAUUGGAAAUUUCAGUGAGGAAACAUUCUUGUAAUUAUUUCUUUCAAAGUAAUAUUUAUAAAUAUAUACUUAUUCAUGUUAUUUAUAUAGAAUAAUGUUAACUGUUAUAUUAUUUCUGUCAUCAUCCCUAAAGCUUUGAGCAUAGAUGUGGAUGCCUAUUUUGUGUUUUGGAUGCUUCAACAACUAUUUCUGCUCAGCGCCAGAUGAUUACAUUCAACCUUUUGCAUAAUAUUGUUUGUGGAAGAAAUCUAACUGGAAUGUUUUUAUUUCUUUUUUUUCUUCUUUUUAUUUAUUUAUUUAUUCUUUUCUCUCUCUCUCUCUCUCUCUCUCUCUCUUUCUGUAUACACAUACAAACACACUCACACACACACAUACAUAUAUAUAUAUAUAUGUAUAUUGUUUUUGUUCUAGUUAAUUUAUUGUUUUACUUUAAUUUGACUAUGUCAAUGAAUGUGACCCACUAAAUGUGACAAGUUGGCUUAUGGUUAAAUUGAGGACAUACCAUGCUCUGCUCUUGGAUUGUUAUGGUGAAAGAACAGAAAAAAAACUUCAAAAAAUUAAAAGCAAUAAAUAAAUGAAGGAAUUCACACAUAAGAGAAGCAAUCAAUGUAAUGUUGAUUAAUGUUUGUCUUAACUAUUCUUAAUUAAAAAUAUCUGUUGUUGCUAACAAGAACAGCUUAAGAUCUGUAAUUUAAAUCAGUUUACAUUGUAUAAAGUUUCCUGAAAUGGAUAAAUUAUCAGC
Octopus sinensis (East Asian common octopus) is the source of this 3312-nucleotide messenger RNA. RefSeq names its product protein SERAC1. Bases 274 to 2274 code for a protein of 666 amino acids. The transcript has 17 exons. The record is from RefSeq and is a predicted model, not a curated record. Lineage: Eukaryota; Metazoa; Mollusca; Cephalopoda; Octopoda; Octopodidae.